AUGACUAGUUUGACUGCUUAUAGUAUUUACCAUGUCGUUAUCAGAUUCAACCUUGAAGCAAACAUAUUCUACCCCAGCGAGGAUAAGAUCGAACUUCCUUUAGUAUUAGUCAAUACCCAAAAACCACUUGGCCAUAGUGUGACAAAUGCAUCUAUUGCUGAUACAGCGGUCAGGGCCAACAGAAAGCAUAUCAUGGCCCUGGCAGAAGGCCGUGGAAAGGCUACAGAGAUUGGGAUGUGUACCAUAUAUCUCGAUACAAAUGAGUGUAUAUUAUCCCAGUUUGCAGACUCACAGACAUACAUCAAGACAUUGCAUCAAAUACACUUGAAUAACCCUCAAAAGAUUCUUGUGGCCUCCAUGCCUUUAGAGCAUGGAAUUAACAAGCUCUGCCAAUUAAUUGAGCAGAAAUUCCCCAAUAUAUCUAUUGAAUCGCUUUCACGCAACUAUUUCUCAGAUGAUGUUGGUAUGACCUUCUUGAGAGAUCUUGGAAUUCAUGACAACGCCUCCACGCUUUUAUUAGGAAUAUCAAAAAAGUACUAUUGCCUAGCAGCCGCUGCAGCCAUAUUUCGUUAUGUUUUGGAACGAAACGAUACUACAUACGCACUUCACACAAUACUUUUCAAGUACCAAGUGGCACAAGACAUCAUCACGGCAAGAAACCUGGAGCUUGUGACUAAUAGUGACAAAAGUCACAGCAAAGAGACUCUUUACGGUAUUUUGAAUCAUACCUGCACACCAAUGGGUGCUCGAUUAUUGCGGAUGGCCAUUCUUCAGCCUCUCACAGAAAAGCAAAUAAUACAAGACAGACUGGACGCAGUGGAAGAACUUGUUGAUAACGAAGAGAUGCUAUUUGGUAUACAAUCUUCCUUAAAAUAUUUGAGUGACAUGGAUCACAUAAUUUCAGAUAUUAUCAAAAUCCCAAAGAAGCAAACCACUCGUUACUCUGAGGCAAAGAUCAAUAACGUUAUUACACUUCGAAACGCGCUAAAAACCAUAAAGAAUAUUUCCGAGAUCAUAAAAUGCUCAAACAGCACUGUUAUUUCACUAGCUUUGAAUGCAAACAUUCUCUUGGAGCAAAUAAAGGAAACACUGAACGACGAAGUGGGUUACGAAAAAUCAAAUCUCGGUUUACGAAAUCAAAAGUGUUAUGCAGUAAAGGAAACACGCCAGGCAUACAAAGAAACAAUUCAAGAUAUUUAUGAGAUGUCAUCUCAAUACAUUGAAUCCACUGGUCUCCCGAUAAAACUUCAAUUUGCAAAUGCCAAAGGCUUCCAUCUGUCUAUUGCUUCAUUUGAUAAAAUAAAAGGACCCAGUUUCCCACCAGUCUUUAUCAAUGUAGUAAAGAAAAAGAAGAGUAUAACAUUCACAACCAUGGAACUGCUUAAGCGAAACUGCAGACUUGAAGAGUCAUUAACAGAAAUAUAUCUAAUGUCAGAUAGUAUUGUGACAAACCUUUUAGAAAAGAUCCGGUCUAAUAUUAGCAUUAUGUACAAGCUAUCUGAAUCCAUUGCUUCAAUUGAUUUGUUGGCUUCUUUUGCAAAAAAUCAUAUGCUACGUGAUCAUUAUAUUAGGCCUGAGUUUACAAACACAUUUGCGAUCAAGUCUGGUCGACACCCGAUCCUAGAUAUAAUCCGUAAAGGCCAAAUUGUUCCUAACGACACCUAUAUCUCUCUCUCGAGCAGCUUUCAAUUCAUUACUGGCCCUAAUAUGAGUGGAAAAUCGACCUACAUAAAACAGAUUGCUUUGCUCACGAUUAUGGCUCAAAUAGGAUCAUUUGUGCCAGCGGAAUAUGCUUCAUUUCGUAUAUCAAACCAGCUACUGUCUAGGCUAGCAAAUGACAGUUUUCUCGACAUGAAUACCUCGUCAUUUAUGUCUGAAAUGCGGGAAGCUGCCUAUGUACUGCACAACAUAAACGAUACGAGUUUAAUACUUAUAGACGAGCUUGGUCGAGGGACGUCUUUUAACGAUGCACUUGGAAUAUCUGGUGCAAUUUGCGAAGAGAUUAUAAGAUCAAAAGCGUACUGUUUAUUUUCGACUCAUUUACAUCAGCUAACCACAUCUCUAUCUAUAUAUCCAAAUGUUGUUAAUCUACAGCUCAAAGUUGAUAUAGUAAGUCUUCUAGAGAAUCAUUAUCAAAGCAGUUAUACUCAUCUAUCUAUUGAGACCGAUGAAAUGGAUAAAUGUGCAAUACAUUUUCUAUACACAGUAGAGGAUGGCAAUACCACAAAGCUUCAUUACGGCCUAAAGGCGGCGCAGCUUGUUGGAUUUCCCAACAAUAUACUUGCUCGUGCUCACGAAAUUUCAACAAAGCUCGAAGACGCGAAGAUAGAAGUUGCAGAUGUUAAUAGCAGCAUUUAUUUAAAUAAAUCACGGCAAAAAGUUAUGCUCUGGUUCGCAGAUAAAGUCACACAGCUCAACCAGACAGAACUAUGUGAUGAAAUGUUGUAUGAGAGGCUUUUACUCUUGCAAGACGAGUACAAUAAUCAUCUAAGAGCUCUUCAGUGGGAUGGUAAUAAUGCAACCUCGGCCCCAAGUGAGAUUAGUGAUUAUUACACAAUAUAA
Messenger RNA from Phycomyces blakesleeanus NRRL 1555(-), 2562 nucleotides. RefSeq lists its product as hypothetical. The record is from RefSeq and is a predicted model, not a curated record. Gene Ontology annotation, molecular function: ATP binding; ATP-dependent DNA damage sensor activity; mismatched DNA binding. Bases 1 to 2562 code for a protein of 853 amino acids. The transcript is spliced from 22 exons. Lineage: Eukaryota; Fungi; Mucoromycota; Mucoromycetes; Mucorales; Phycomycetaceae. Gene Ontology annotation, biological process: reciprocal meiotic recombination; mismatch repair. Gene Ontology annotation, cellular component: nucleus.